ACAAGACUUUUAUCGGUCACAGCAAUGUAACGGGCUGUACCGUUAUAAACCACAUCCAAGGGGUGUAAUUUUAAACUAGGGCGUCAAUAUAUUGAUGAUUUUACGAUAACUUUUGAUUUUACAUUCAGGCUUCGAACUCGCUACCUAAAAGCGGGGUCUUUCACUUCACCGUCGCGACUCUGAGAACUUACUUAACCGAAACUGUUUAAAAGUGACACUCCCGCGUGUAAAUGUGAUAAUUACUGACGGUUCACCUUAGCGCUGUAACUUUGCUGCUCUGAGUCAUGCUUUCACCCGAUUGGCUGUUUGACAGGCGCGUGCGAAAUGACCUGUGAGGUGUGUCCAUUCUGCGGGAAAACGUACAAAAGGUUGAAGAGCCACUUGCCACAUUGCAAGGCAGCUGCUGCCUCUAAAGCGCCACCAUCCAAACCAGAUGUCACAGCAAACCAGACAGCAUCGUCUUCUCAGCUGGACUCGGUUUUGUCCAGAGCAACAACAAAGGGAAGGAAGUCAUCGUCAUCAGUCAUAACAGAUCUACAAGGACAGACGCGUAAAAGGGACACAGCAUCAGGACCAUCAAAUGCGACAUCUUCAUCACCACGAACAUCAUCAUCCAUGACAUUACUUUCACCAACUACGAAGAAGAAACUAAAGCUGGUUGAUCAAAUAAAGACAAGCACCCUUUUGUUAUCUCCAUCUCCAGCUCUGCCCCCCACCACUUCUAAACCAAAAAAGAAGAGUCUCCGUGCAUUGAUAGAAGCUGCUAAGUGUGACCAAAUUAAAAAGGAAUCGCUAAAGGUGUCUGAAACAGAACCAACUGUAAGCUCCAGAAACACAGCUCAGACAGAGCCCAAAACUAUCUCAGGCAAAGACUAUGCCCAUCUGUCUGCAGACACUAAACCCAAAGAUGCACCUAAGAAGACACCAAAGACAAAGAAUCAUGUUAAUCAGAUGCUUGCCACAACCAAACAGAGUGAAAGUAGCACAAAAUUCACAGAGAAAAGUCACAAGUUUUGGGAGGAUGGCAAGCAGGAGAUUGAGGAUUCAUCCAUGAAUAAUUUUGUUUUGAAGUUAGGAAAUGGCCACCAGGCAAAGAUCACCCUCCAGGAUGUUAAAGCCACAUUAGGCCGAGCUAGACCACCUCGUCAGUCCAGCAGGCCGAGCAUCCUGAGCCAAAUUCAAACUAAUGACAACCUGUCCAGUAAAAUCGGAGUCGAUACGGGUGUUGGACCAGUUCCACUUUUAGAAGAUAAUCAAAAGUAUGUUGCGACUCAGUCUGAUGAGCUGCUGAGUACUAGCCCACAACAUGCAGGCCUAAAAUCAGAUAAGAAAAUACCCUCAAAGACUAAACAACUGGCUUUAGUCCCUCUGCGAGAUGUGCCAGAAUCGACCCCUCCUACAGCUCCCUUCCUGUGUGCGUCAUCUCAGCUGUGGCAAGCUAUGCCUCCUCCAGUCAACCUGAAUGAGGGGCUGAAGGUGAGCCAUCACAUGACAGGCCUCCUCACAAAAUCGGCACCAGUGGGUCAGUUUUCCAGCCUUCUUUCCCCUCUUGUAUCACAAAGUCUACCAGUGAAGGUGGAGACAGUGGACAAGCCCGAGGUCAGGAAGCAAUGCACUGCUGAAAGUCCAAACGAAGGAGCUCUGACACACCGGAGUCUUGGACAGGUGAGACUGAGGGAAUUACCUAAAUGGCUUGCCUGCAAAGCCCCAAGCCAUCCAAAAGAUGCUGUGGAAAUGUUGCAAAGAGGCUGGCAAUGGUAUUACAGGCGGUAUAUUGAUGUGAGGAAAGGAGGUGUAGGUGGACUGGGCAUGUUGUUAGCAGGAUACUGCGUGCUCAGCUACAUCUGGAGUUACCGCCACAUAAGUAAGUGUGUUUUACUAAGUGUGUGCUCCAUUUAACUGAUGGAUUUGGAGAUAAGCUGGCUUUCUUUUUUUUCCUUUUUCCUAGAGCUUGAUCGCUGGAGGAAGUAUCACUAAGGGUCAAGGAAAGAUACUUGGAGCAGCAGCAUUGACAGAGAAAAGAUUCAGAACUUCAGGACUCCAUAUGAUGAAUUUGCACAGCAUUUAUAACUGAGAAAUUGGUACCGUUACUUGUCGGCAUGUAAGCCCUUCCCUUCAGCCAAUUUUGUGUAUUCUGUCACCAGCAUACAUUGUGGGAGCACUAUAUAGUAUAUAAAUGAUAAAUAGUGAAGCAAGUGCAAAAGUGCCUUAAACUGAAUUCUCUGUAGUGACCACAAGUGUACAACUCUUCUGGUUGGAAAACAAGUACAGGUGUAUAGAAGUCUAUGUCAAUUCUCCAGUGAGUUUAGGGUCUCAAUAGGUAGUUUCAAGCUUGAUUGAAUGCAACAUGCUUAUUUUUUGAAUUCUAGAAGCAAGUCUUGCCGUUGGGUUCUUGUUUGGGCAGUUUCAUUUUAGUGGUCACUGGGACAUAAAACUGCAUGUGUGGUGUCACCAGUCAGAUCUGGUAAAACUGGCUUAAUCCUGAUGACUUUUCCCCAAAAUAAGCCUUUGUUGUUCCCGUUUGUCCUACUACCUUGUUUGCUUUUGCUGAAUUCUCCCAGAUAUUUAUAUUUAGAAUUGGGCGUCGUGUGUUUCUUUCAAUCUCUCUGGUUGUCCAUCUUUUGUAUAAAGUCUAAAAGCAUAUGUUAUGAAGACAGACUGCAUGAUUAUGAAUUUUCCUAAUUAAAUGAAUUACAAAUGAAUACAAAACUGAAACAUGUAACUUUCUAUCUCUAGGUGACUAUGAUAAGAGUAGUUUCAUUCUUAUCUGUAUAAGGUCUCUAAAAUGAAAGCUUGUCAUGCUGCAUUGUAUUAUUUUAAAAUGCUUGUGUUUUUGUAUGUUUCUUUUAUUAUUCCUGUCUUAUUUAUUUCAUGGAGAAAAUGUUAAAAAAAAAAAAAAGUAUUUGCUUUAAAAAAAAACCAAAAAACAGCUUUUUUAAGGGUCAAAACAUUUUUCCUCAUCAGUGACCACUGUGUGUUCCAGACAUCCACUAGCUGUCACUGUUGGGUUAUGUUACUUGAACCAAAGGGGGCUGGUCUAAUGUCUGCUGUGCAGUUUUCUCAGCGUUUUUGUGUAGAGGCAUCGGUGCUGGAGUCCAUAAAAGGAUUAAAGAGAACCAACAGAUUUCUAACUUGAUAAAAUAUUACUUUGGCAGCCGUGAUGCAGAGAAACAUGAAAUCUAAAUGUCAUGACAUCAGUGAAAAGAUCAUAUCUGUGCAGCAGAGGGUAACAAAUCUGGUUUUCCUUUGCCACUGCUUCCUCUGUCACAUGAUGUGAUUAUGCAUGCUUAGUCCAUCAGUGCCAGUGUGUGAACCCUCACAGAAUAGCAAUGGAGGGAAAUCGAAGGAGGUUUUCAGCCGGACUGGACCAGUUCCUUGUUGUACACAAAAUGAAUUUAUUGUUAAAUCUCCUAACUGCUGUAUUGAACAAAUACAAAUAAAGAAACAACAGCA
This is a messenger RNA of Pelmatolapia mariae (spotted tilapia), 3453 nucleotides long. Its product is annotated as mitochondrial nucleoid-associated protein 1. Gene Ontology annotation, biological process: proton motive force-driven mitochondrial ATP synthesis. The coding region runs from base 325 to 1899 and encodes 524 amino acids. Gene Ontology annotation, molecular function: proton-transporting ATP synthase activity, rotational mechanism. The record is from RefSeq and is a predicted model, not a curated record. NCBI's taxonomy places the organism in Eukaryota, Metazoa, Chordata, Actinopteri, Cichliformes, Cichlidae. The transcript is spliced from 4 exons.